GGAGUUGAUAAAAAUUCUUAUAAUGGUAUAAAGAGCACUAUCUAGUAUCUAAUAAAUCAUUGUUAAUUAGCAAUGCAUAGUGCUAUAACUUUUUUAACGGUGAUCAGUGUCGCUCUUUCGGCGUCGGUGCCUGCGCCAGUGCAGCAGCGUAUAGUCGGCGGCCGACCCACCACAGUCGACAAGUACCCGUUUGCUGGGAACAUCCAAAUCAACGAGUUCGGCAUAGUCUGGAACUCCGCAUGUGGGGGUUCCUUGAUCAGUGCCACCGCUGUACUGUCCGCUGCUCAUUGCUUCAGUUUUCCAGCCAGGUCAUACGGCGUUCGACUUGGAAGUGCUUCUGCUAGCAGUGGAGGAACCGUCUACAAUGUGGCUUCAUACGUGCACCACCCUGACUGGACCUUUGUAGACGAAGGUGACGUGGCCAUAGUGAAACUUGCCACGCCCGUCAUAUUCAGUGUCGGGGUCGAUACUGUUAUCAAGCAAGAAGACAAAGUCAAAGAUUAG
Plutella xylostella (diamondback moth) is the source of this 504-nucleotide messenger RNA. Its product is annotated as trypsin CFT-1-like. Gene Ontology annotation, molecular function: serine-type endopeptidase activity. The record is from RefSeq and is a predicted model, not a curated record. Gene Ontology annotation, biological process: proteolysis. Lineage: Eukaryota; Metazoa; Arthropoda; Insecta; Lepidoptera; Plutellidae.